Gadus morhua (Atlantic cod) is the source of this 3598-nucleotide messenger RNA. Its product is annotated as neuronal membrane glycoprotein M6-b. Gene Ontology annotation, biological process: axon development; central nervous system myelination. Bases 233 to 1111 code for a protein of 292 amino acids. NCBI's taxonomy places the organism in Eukaryota, Metazoa, Chordata, Actinopteri, Gadiformes, Gadidae. The record is from RefSeq and is a predicted model, not a curated record. Gene Ontology annotation, molecular function: structural constituent of myelin sheath. Gene Ontology annotation, cellular component: plasma membrane; myelin sheath. The transcript is spliced from 7 exons.
AGAGGGAGAGAGCGACAGAGAGAGCGAGAAAGAGACAGAGAGCAAAAGCGUGAGAGCGAGAGAGAGCGAGAGUGAGAGAGAGAGCGGGCGGGAGAGAGCGAGAGAGAGAGCGAGAGAGAGAGCGAGAGAGCGAGCGAGAGAGCGAGAGAGAGAGAGAGAGCGCAUCUAGUCCACACUCGGAUUCAUCCCCCUCAUAGGUAGAAGCGCGAUAGCAGAACACCGUGAUUUAACCAUGGAAGGGACGAAACCAGCGCCUGAGUCCACCGCGGAGGAGAGCCAGGAAGAGGGCCAGGAGAGCAGAGGAUGCUUCGAGUGCUGCAUCAAGUGUCUAGGCGGCGUGCCCUACGCCUCGCUGGUGGCCACCAUCUUGUGCUUCUCCGGCGUGGCGCUGUUCUGCGGCUGCGGUCACGUGGCUCUGACGGGCACCCUGACCAUGUUGGAGAACCACUUCUCCAAGAAAACCACGGACCACGCCACCCUGGCCCUGGUGAUCCAGAUCUUUCAGUACAUCAUCUAUGGGAUCGCCUCAUUCUUCUUUGUGUACGCCAUCGUGCUGCUGGCUGAGGGCUUCUACACCACCAGCGCCAUCAAGAAGGAGUUGCAGAGCGACUUCAAGACCACUGCCUGCGGACGCUGCAUCACCGCCUUUUUCAUGUUCCUGACCUAUAUCCUGGCGCUGAUCUUCCUCGCCAUCUUUGGCUUCACGGCGAUCCCCGUCUUCCUCUUUUUCAACAUGUGGACCACCUGCUCCGCCAUGAAGUCCCCCCUGGCCAACAUCACCGCCCCCGACUCCAUCUGCAUGGAUGUCCGGCAGUAUGGUAUCAUUCCUUGGAACGCCACACCGGGAAAAGCCUGCGGAGCGGCUCUGGGAGAGAUCUGUGACACCAGCGAAUUCUACCUGUCUUACCAUCUCUACAUCGUGGCGUUCGCUGGUGCCGGAGCUACGCUCAUCGCCUUGAUCCACUACCUUAUGAUCCUGGGGGCCAACUGGGCCUACCUGAAGUCGGCCGUCACCACGCACGACUACCAGGACAUCAAGACCAAGGACGACCAAGACGUGGAGGCGGAGGCCCGCGCGAAGGACGGCCAAAACUCCUCCUCCUACUCAUAAGAGGCUCACCCGCCCACCACCUACACAGCCCAGACCCCCCCUCCUCCUCUCCCUCCACAAACACACUUCCUUAUCCCCCUCCCCGACCCCAACCCCGCUGUAAAGAAAGUGUAAUGCAAAGGAAGUGAUGCCCCACCUCUCCGCACACACACACACACACACACACACACACACACACACACACACACACACACACAUCAGUGUUUGCUGAUGUGACCCCCGACCCUAAUUUGACAUCGCCCUACCCCCUCCUCCUCCUUAUGGAGGCUGUAGCCCCCCCCCCCCCCCCCCCCCCCCCGUCACACACACACACAAAAACAAACACACUCUCUACACUAAGCCCCCUUUCUGAGGUCGAACUCAGGUGCAAUGAGUGAGUUGCGGUGGUGGCGGCUUGGUCGCCAUGGUAAAUGCGGUAACCAUGGCGCUGGGCCCUGAGUGAGCAGCAGCAGCAGCCGGUUUCUCUCUGAUCCUCCUCCCGACACCCUGAAGACCCACUGGUUCACUGUCUAGUGUUGGGGGCCGCAGACGCAACCCACACAACCGUUACCCUAUCCCCUCCUCCCCCUCCUGCUUUCUUUUUGGUGUUUUAUAUGCAUAUAUAAAUAUAUAUGAAUAUAAAUAUAUUGUGAGAAUGUGUAUGAAUGUUGUCAGGUUUGGUUGCUUUUCUCUUUUAAACACUGGAGUACGCGAGGUACUGCGAUGGAUUUGAUAUUAUUUUAUCUUCUUGUUUGAUUUAUUUUCCUUUUAUAUCCUAUUUCACUCUUUUCUCUCAUGGAGUUUUUUCAUUGGUGAUGCUUGAUACGUUGUUGCACUAUUUUAGAAGUAUUAAUAUGAAGGAGAAAUGUAAAAAAAGCCCACAUAAAACAAGGAACACUUAAAGAUAAAAACCUGUGAAGGAAUUUUUUUUAGAAAAAUUAGCACGGUUAGCCGUUAUUCAAUGACUUGUUGAGAACUGAGGUGUAAGCGCAUCAAUUCGCCUUUCUAGACUUUUGUCUCUUAACUGCAAGUUUGCUUCAUCACCGAGAAAAGAAAAGGGUGUGCUUAGUUAAUGACACACACUCAAACCAAAACCAAAUCUCCAAUGUUACGGUGUUGUUAAGAUAAGGUCCCAAAAGAUAAGGACAAAUUUAACUUUGAAUUGCUAACCAACCUUAGUAAGCCUAGCGGCCAUCUUGGUUAUCAGGGAGAACUGGGCGGUUGUAACUAAACCUCUCAGCUCACUGUCAGAGCCAUGACGACCCCAGGUGGGCGAGGUCCAUAGUAAAAAAAAAAAAAAAGGUUCUUAUCUGUUCAUAGAUUUAACUGGAUUUGAGUGGGCAACUCUCCCAGAUCACCAUGCCCCCCCCCCCCCCCACACUCCCACAAAUAACUUAAACAUAAUAUUUCAUUACAUUUUUUGACCUACGUAUUUAGCAUUGAAAAAGUAGUUCUGCAUUUGAUAUAAUUGUAACGUAACGACUUUAACAUUUCUUGAAAGGGGUAGGGUGAAUCUUCGAUGGCUUGAUGACGGCUUCGGGCGCAGACCAUACAGAUUUAAAAAUACAUACGAAAAAAUUACCUAAAAUCGAAUUGAUUUCUCUAUGUUUUCUUAGUUUUUUAAAAGGCAGCUGGGUUCUUCUUGGUGUGAUUCAGUACUACCUGUGACGGAACAUGUUUGUGCUUAUUUUACAAUUGCCAGCCCAAUGAGGACCAGACGGAAGCCACUCCCUCACGCCUCUCACGAGCCACAGUGACUGUUUUGGAUGUUUACACUGUUGUAUAAAUACAAGUCAGGAAUUUUCAUAACUAUUCAUUUUAUAAUCGGACAUUGUUUAAUAUCCAUGAACCGUAUUCCAGACAAAUCCUCACAGGUUAACCUGGGAGCUACUCUUUGUGUGUGUGUGGGGGGGAGGGUUCAGGAGGAUAUGAUAAUUACAACAACAAAAAAAGAUUCAAGAUAAAAAAAAAAUAAUACAAAGCAUGUUAGUAUCGUCCACGUGUGCAGCUGUCUGUUCCGUUAUUAAAAAGGACUAUAUUGCCAUGUGUGUUUUGUUUGGUAUCCGUGCUUCGGCCGGCGGGGUUGGACGAGCGCGCGCCUCGCACUUUGAUGCGCGGCCCCGCGCGAGGCGCAGAGUCGGCACGAGGGACGCUCGGCCCCGCGCGAGGCGCCGCGUUGACGAGGGUGGCCGUCGUCUCCUUGUUACUUGCAUGAAGGAGACUCAAACUGUGUCGUUGCAGUCUUGUACAGGUGAUGUGUAAUCAUGUGUACUGACCAGUAUGAUAGGCAGUGUUUGGACCCCCGAGCCCCCCACUCUUUUCUAAAGGAUCUCCAUUGUACUUGAUGGCAUUGUUAGACCCCCUCCCCCCCCCCCCCCCCCUCACUCCCCAGUAGAUGUUACAUGAUUAUUUGUUCAUUUUUUAAGUUGGGAAAUAGUUCUUUGACUCAUAUAUAGUGAUGAUUUUUGUAACCUUCUCUAGUAAAAAACGAUAUUUUUAUUAUCGUGA